Molecule: messenger RNA, 3615 nt
Organism: Pocillopora meandrina
Lineage: Eukaryota; Metazoa; Cnidaria; Anthozoa; Scleractinia; Pocilloporidae
Source: the annotation of a GenBank genome assembly
AUUUGAGGGGUUUUCAAGUUAUCAAUGUCUUUGACUCUGGGAGGUCUACACCGACAUGAUGAAAAAUUAAUGCUCUAAUUGACUAAAGCCACAGAGGCUUAACAAAACAGAGCCUAUGCCAUGAAGCAGCCGGAGUUUGGCAAGGAACACGAGCGACUAUACAAAUAUCAGGGAAUUAGCAAAUCUUGUUAGAGAGAAACUGUGACCUUUUCCGCUUUGAUGAAAAAGAAAUGGUAAGUGGAAUUGUGGGUAUUUAGCCUUGUGUGACAUCAUUGAGGCAUUGUAGGAAUAGAAUUUGGCUGUGGCACAUCUAAUUUGGACUUCGCCCAUUGAUUCCAGGUUGAAUAAAAAUUUUAAGCGUUGGUUUUUGAGUAGGGAGAAAUAAUAUAGAAUUUCGAGAAAAAAUCCUCGAAUCAGUGACGAGAACAAACUGUCAUAUCGAGUGUAUGUUAUGUUGAAUCGUACCCCGGAAGGCAGACGUUCAGUCAUUUGCAAGAUGAUUUCGUGAUGUAGCUGAAAACGGAGAUAUUAGGUCAUUGCAAAUAAUUAGUUACAAAAGAAACAAAACGCAUCUCUUCGAAUUACUUUCAAAAUUAGCUAAUCUGUUGUCAUACGAACGCUUAAACGAUUUAACAACCAAGAAACAUGCAGGUGUUUUGGAACUUUAAAUUAAAUUUAUUUUUUUCAGUUUAUUAAGAUACCUCAACUUCGCCACGAUAAUAGAAUGGUUUCCAAGGAGAAAAUAUAAGACAAUAAAUUCUUGAUGCAUGUGAAUUCAACCGUUAUUUCAAAAAUAUUUACUAUUUCGUUAUGUAAAUUUGUUCCUUUUCUCAAAUUACACGACACUGGUUGUUUGACAUAAAUAAAUGAUAUUUUGAAAGUAAUAUGUGUCAUGCAAUUAAAACAAUUUUGAAAAAAAGCAAAGCGAAUAAUGAUAACGAACCUAUCUGUUUAUCGUCAGGGAUCUAAAACUUGAAGGCAUCACUUUAAAGGACUGUGAAUAUGUGAACAUCAUAUGUUUGAAGUGCGAUUGAUUAGUAGAUAAAGGAGAGAGUGACCAUCACAAUAAUAAACUCUACUUAAGCAGUAAUUGAAACAAAGCCCGAAAAAAAUUUCAGGGUUGUUUGAAGAUGAGAGUAAUUAUUGCAGUAAUGAACACUACCUAAGCAGUGGUGAAAACUGAGAAGCCUGAAAAAAGGUGAGGCUUGUUUAAGGAUGAGAGUGAGAAACCCUUUAACUCCCAAGAUCUUAUUUUCAACUCUCCCCUCUAGCUGCUACAUAUUUCCUUGUAAAUUAGUUAAGAGAAUUCGGUGUUACAUGAGGAUAACAAAAAUCUUCCAGAUAAGUCUGAGUAUUCUCAUCACCUGUUUGCUGGAUAAUGUAGGAAUAUUAUAGGGAGAAGUUUCAUGUUAUUCUCUUCUGGGAGUUAAAGCGUUGAGCAGUGGUGAAAAUAAAGUCAAGGUAACUGUGACAAACCAACUAAUAUAUCUGAUCCAUGUACUGUUACACAUUUAUCUUUAAUGUGCGUUUUAAGCUGACCAAGUUCUUAUGUUCUUUCAUUUCACUUAAGGCUUCCAGUAAAUUAACCGAAGAGCAAAUAGAAGGUAAGCAAAUUCAAAUUUUUUUAAAAAAUUUUACAUUUUACAUUUAGAGUUUGCAUGGGGAAACAGUUUAUUUCAGAAAAUUAAUUAGAGCGCAGUAGGAGAUAUCAAAACCCCCCACUGUUCUUCUUAAAUAUGAAUUUGAAUAACAGAAAAAAUUAUUUUCACCCAGACUUUAGGAAAGCGUUCCUACUCUUUGACAAAGAUGGCAACGGAAGAAUAACAGCAGACGAACUGAGUGAAGUAAUGAGCUCUUUGGGUCAAAGUCCCACAAAGAAAGAGGUUGAAGCAAUGAUUCAAAAAGCUGACCAAGACGGUGAGUAUGUUCAAAAAGGAUCCUUAAUGAGUAAAUAACUUCAUUAACAUCUAAAAUCGACGGGUUUGGAAAUAGUGUGCGUACUGUUUAUCGAUCUCUAUGAGAAAGACUGCUUAAGAAACGUUAACUUCGUAGCUGCAUAUUCUAUUGGCAAUGACUAAGACGGGGUGGGUAUCAACAAAUAAAUGAACAAGAAUUGUCCCCCCCUACUGAGUUCCAAACCCCUGUCCGUUCCUUCACCGCUAUUGACCAAAAUGUUGCUCCUUUCAUCUACUCCGCUUGCAUUUCUUUUUACCCCUUUUCCAUGCCUAAAGUAAAACUACGACAAAGAAAGUGUCUUUUUAAUUUAAGGAACUUCACUACGGCAAAUUAAUACCAUUUUGAUCCAGUGAAAGACACUUUGAACGCCUCACUUACGUUCUUAGCCCGACACCUUCUUUACUCCACUGUAAAACCUUUGAUGUAGAAUUUUACGUUUCUUUCAGGUGAUGGUUCCAUUGACUUCCUAGAGUUUCUAGAAGUAAUGGCCAACAAGAUGGGCGAGCACACAUUUGAAGACGAUCUCAGGGACGCAUUUCAACUUUUCGACACAGAUUGCAACGGCUACAUUUCCAAACGAGAAUUAACUUUCGUCCUGACGAGCCUAGGGGAACAGAUCACUGAUGCUGCUGUGGAAAAUAUGAUCAAGGAAGUCGACCUGGAUGGAGACGGCAGGGUAAACUACGAAGGUAAUACUUUAGGGUACCGAUGCAUUACACUGGAUAAAAAAAAGAUUAGAUAAGGGUGAUGUCAUUGGUGUCCUGACCUUACGGGAGGCCUUUAAAAUUCAGUAACAUAAUCAAAUUUAAUCAAAAUAGACACAGACAAUGCCAGAGGUAUCAAUAAAUCUAAAGUUCGUUACAGCAAUUUUUCAGAACUACUUGGAAAUUAUUCUUGCAAGAAAUCUCCAAUGUUUCCACUGCAUAACUCUCUACAACAAAGAUGCUAACAUAUGUUUUCUACAUUGUUGCAGAAUUCCUACGAAUUAUGAAGAAAUGAAUCAAACAUCUCGAGAACAAUCUGCCAGCCAUUGCAACCUAUCUAUGAGUCAGUUUAAUUUAGCCUCAUUUUAGACCUUCACCUAUUCUAAGUAUGUAAGGGAGGUCUAAUAUUUAGGCGAUGACGUUUUUUUUUCCCCCUUCAAGUUGUACAUAAAAUGGAUAUGUAAAUAACUACUUGUUAUACAUGAAAGAAAUUACGUAGCGCUGUAGGACAUAUUGACUGACGUGUCUUCUAGAAACUUCAGCAUUGGAGCAAUUUCUCAUGUGUGUAUUAUUCAAGACAGUUAUGCGAACCCGAGGCUUCAAAAGAAAUAGUCCACGCCUCGUUAAUUGGCAGUCUGUGGUAUAACCUUCAAUCUAUUUCCUAUCAUAAUCCCUUUCUACGGUAAACAUGAACGCAAACCAUAUUGAACAACCAAAGCGUUGGCAAAAGGUAACUGUGCGUAUGAAUGAUAUAAUCAAAUUGGUAUCGAAUGAACGGGUCAAUCCCGUCUUUGACCUUUUUCUCUGAGCAGAGAUGUGUAUCACUUAUAAUGAGUUAAUUAUUUUCUGUUUCACUUCAAAUACCUCCUAAGUCGUAGUAACUUCACUUCACCUGAAAAUGUAAAUAAGCCGAGCUUUCAAAUUUAUGUAUUAAAGCUUCUUUUUUAGUGUCUCA